This is a messenger RNA of Salvia splendens (bonfire salvia), 1892 nucleotides long. RefSeq names its product pectin acetylesterase 11-like. Bases 148 to 1299 code for a protein of 383 amino acids. The transcript is spliced from 13 exons. The record is from RefSeq and is a predicted model, not a curated record. NCBI's taxonomy places the organism in Eukaryota, Viridiplantae, Streptophyta, Magnoliopsida, Lamiales, Lamiaceae. Gene Ontology annotation, molecular function: pectin acetylesterase activity. Gene Ontology annotation, cellular component: plant-type cell wall. Gene Ontology annotation, biological process: cell wall organization.
UGCCCUUUUUCACCACAUUCUGGUGUGCAAAGAUUCAAUUCCAAUCUACCUAUAAAGCUUAUUCCUUACACGUCCCUUCUUUCUCAUUCUCGUCUCAUAGUAGCAAAUACUACUACAUCCCAAACCCAAAGGAAGUGCUCAGACAGAAUGGAUAGAUUCACAGCUGCUUUGAUCCUACUUUCGUGGCUUUCUUUUGUGACCAUGAAUGCUCAAGUCCCCGAUUAUAUCCAAAACUUCACUUUGCUCGAGUCUGCUGUUGCAAAGGGAGCAGUUUGUUUGGACGGAAGUCCACCAGCAUAUGCUUAUGUUGAGGGCUACGGUAGUGGAUCUUCAAACUGGAUUGUUUACAUGGAGGGCGGUGGAUGGUGUGAAUCACUAAUGGACUGUAUAAAUAGAUCAAAAAAGUAUCAUGGAAGCAGUAAAUAUGAAAAUGACACCAACUUUGUUGGAAUACUAGACUCAGACUCUCAAUUGAACCAAUAUUUCUACAAUUGGAAUAAAGUCUUUAUUCAUUACUGUGAUGGCUCAGUGUAUAUGUCGGACAUCAAGAAAGUAGAUCCGAGUAACAACCUCACAUUUCGAGGUGCGAGGAUAUAUCACGCUAUGAUGGAGGAGAUGCUUCACAAAGGAAUGGGGAAUGCGCACAAUGCUAUCCUAUCAGGUGGGUCAGCAGGUGGAUUGAGUACAAUUCUACACUGUGAUAGAUUUAGAUACCUCUUUCCGAAUACUACUAGAGUAAAGUGCAUAUCCGAUUCUGGUUUUUUCAUCCACGGGGAAGGUGCAUUGGCAAACAAAUCUGGACCACAUUUUGCUCAUGUGAUUGAAACACAUGAACUUGGUGCGUUAUUGCCUAAAUCAUGCACGUCUAAAAGAGACCCCAAUUUGUGCCUCUUCCCAGAGUAUUUGAUUGAAGAUGUUUCCACGCCACUCUUUUUAGUCGAAACCGCUUUUGAUUCCUUCCAGAUUAAAUACAGCUUCAAGCCAAAGUCGAUACAAUGGGGUCUUUGCGAGUUGAGCUUGGAACAAUGUAAUUCCCAACAAAUAAGAAUCAUAGAAGAGUUUCGACCUAUUGUUCUCAAAACAUUGAUGAAACUUGAUAAGUCUUGUAGUAGAGGGGUGUUUGUUGAUUCAUGCUACCUUCAUGGCCACAUUGCUAGAAGAUCAACUUGGACGCGCUCACCUCUAGUUCGUAAUACUACGAUGGAACAAGCUAUUGCUGAUUGGUAUUUUGAUCGAAGUCCAUUCCAAGAAAUAGAUAAUAAUGCUUCACCGCAAGUUUGUCCUCAUUCGGACCCAUAGAUGACAACAAAAUAUGUCUUGCUCCUCCGAACUAAUAUAUACUCUUGUUAAUUUUAUUUCACAUUGUUAUCUCUAUAUGUCUAGAUAUUUUAAGAUGUAGGAAAUUGGCAUAUCAUGUAACGGCUCGUACGUGUUGGAAAUGAGGCUGGUUUUGAUGACCAAGAAUCAGCCACACUCAAUGAAGCUUCAAGUCCUUAUAGCAGAAACGGUUAAGGGGAAUUAGUUAUGAGGAGCUAUCCGUUAUUUCAGUUACAAGAGCUGAAUUGGAGUUGAGAAGCUUAGAUAUAAAAGAGCUACACAUCGGAUAAAUAACACACAAAGAGAAUUCAAGAGAAGGAUUCAUCAAGAGAAGUCGAGUUUUCUUCUUUGAGUGAAUUGAGAGAGUUGAGAGAAACACUUGUAUCAUCUAGCUGAAAUUGCAUAUUUCUUGAUUGAGUUUUCAUAGAAUAGAUUGCUUGAGGAUUAGCCAGUGUUGGUGAGUGUGCAGCUCGUUCUUGAGCUUGAGUGAUGCCUUGUAUCUGUUCCAAAACCGUGAUCAAUAUAACCUCCAUCUUCUCUCUUGGAUGUAGGCUCAAUGAGCCGAACCACGUAAA